GAUGGUGCAGUUCACAGGCAGGCCAAACAAGAAAUUUAUAAGCAUCAGCAGUGGUUGACAAUGUUGCAUGCCAUGCUCCCAACCAGGACUGAUACAAACGAUGAUACAACAGAUGACGGUGUCGUUGAGCUUCCCGAUAAGCUCACAGAAUUUCAAGCCGCAGCUCUUUACCCUCAGUGGCAUUGGACGACACCGAUUACACAGUUUCAUUGGAAGCCCAAGAUUCCAUCCGAUAUUGCACCACCGAAGUCGUGGCGGCAUGGCCAAGAUGGAUGGAGAGUUGUUAUAAAUUUCUUGAGUGGUUUACGAUGGAAAUGUUCUGGAGAAGAGUCUAUUUCCUUUUGCGAAAUUGCAGUUGCUUUCCACGCUGAAGGUCAUCGCUUGCCAGGCGACUCUUUUGACCUGACGUUUCGUGAUCUGUACAAGAUCUUGAGAGAGGCCUUGCUGUUUCUCCACAAGUCUGACAAGGCCCAACCGUUUCCAGGUUGCUUCAAUUCUACAAAGCCACGAGCAUGUGGUCGCAUUUUGCCUCAGGGAUGUAUCGAAGGUGCAGCGCCCUUUGUGUCGGCCAAAGGCCUCACGAUGCUUGCACAGCUAUUUUGUGUUGGUGCGGAUCGCCGCCUCGAAACGUGGCUGAUUCCUGUACAUGAGUGGUGAUUGCAUGUUUUGUUGGGGAAACUCCCAUGUUCGGACCAGAGUGUCCGGCAUGACAUCGACUCGG
Messenger RNA from Durusdinium trenchii, 721 nucleotides. NCBI's taxonomy places the organism in Eukaryota, Dinophyceae, Suessiales, Symbiodiniaceae. The record is from the annotation of a GenBank genome assembly.